AUUUUCGGUUAGACAGUUCCCGUGAUUGGAUGUUAAUAGAAUUUUUGUCCAACGGAUUUUUAAUUGAAAUAAAAAAAGUGUUUUGGGAUUUUCUCAAUAAAAAAAUACACUGAAAAGUGUUUGGUGUUUGUUUGGAAAAUUUAAUUGAGUGAAAAUAUCCAUUAUACUGGCAUCAUGCAAGUGCAACCGCAAAAAUAUCAAGGCCUUGUGGCCGAUCUUUUGCCCAAUAUACGUCUUAUGCAGUCAUUUGGGCAUUUUCUCUUUAAAUUUGUAUCUGGACCAGUGAUGUUCAGAAAAAUCUACUCUUUCACACAUUUAUUUCUGCUCCUCUUUCAAUUUGUCAUGAUUAUCAUGAAUUUGGCAUUUACUGCUGGUGAUGUUAAUGAGCUAACAUCAAAUACAAUUACUACGCUUUUCUUCACACACAGCAUCACGAAAUUUCUCUACUUCGGAAUCAACUCUAAGAAUUUUUACAGGACUCUCAACAUUUGGAAUCAAUCAAAUACUCAUCCACUCUUUGCGGAAUCUGAUGCUCGAUAUCAUGCGCUUUCUUUGUCGAAAAUGCGCAAAUUGCUUACACUCGUCAUGACACUCACUAUGUUGUCUGUUACGGCUUGGGUUACGCUAACAUUCUUUGGCGAAAGUGUGAGAUACAUGACCAACAAGGAGACCAAUGAAACUUACACCAUAGACAUACCCAGACUCCCGAUCAAGGCUUGGUACCCAUGGGAUGCAAUGGGUGGCUAUAAAUACAUCCUUUCCUUUGUAUUUCAAGUAUACUACCUCAUAUUCUCAUUGUUCCAAGCAAAUUUGACGGAUGUACUCUUCUGUUCGUGGCUGCUAUUCGCAUGCGAGCAACUGCAGCAUCUAAAGGGUAUUAUGAAACCCUUGAUGGAGUUGAGUGCCACUUUAGAUACAUACAGACCAAAUACUGCUGCUCUGUUCAGAUCCAUUUCAGCAAACUCACACUCGGAAUUAAUCAACAAUGAAGUUGAGAAGGAUGUCACGGACUUGGAUAUAAGCGGAAUUUACAAUUCCAAGACAGACUGGGGAGCACAAUUUAAAGCACCAUCCAAUUUACAGAACUUCGGAAAUGGCACAAAUCCAAAUGGAUUGACCAAGAAACAAGAGCUCAUGGUUCGUACAGCAAUCAAGUAUUGGGUGGAGAGACACAAGCACGUAGUCAGACUCGUGGCAGCUAUUGGGGAUACCUACGGCAUUGCCCUUUUGCUUCAUAUGCUGACAUCAACCAUCAAACUCACUCUUUUGGCUUAUCAAGCCACCAAGAUAAGUGGCGUUAAUGUUUAUGCCUUUUCCGUCAUUGGAUAUCUCGUCUAUGCUCUUGGCCAAGUAUUCCUCUUCUGUAUUUUUGGAAAUCGUCUAAUUGAGGAAAGUUCUUCCGUGAUGGAAGCUGCAUAUUCUUGCCAUUGGUACGAUGGUUCGGAGGAAGCCAAAACAUUUGUGCAGAUCGUGUGCCAGCAGUGCCAGAAAGCUAUGACAAUAUCCGGAGCGAAGUUUUUCACUGUCUCAUUGGAUUUGUUUGCUUCGGUUCUUGGAGCGGUGGUUACUUACUUCAUGGUGUUGGUACAACUCAAAUAAGUUUCGAAGAAUUGUAAAGGAAUCGCUAAUAAGCGCGGAAAAAAUGAAAAUAAAAAAAACUUUAAUACAAUUUACGUUGCAUAAAGUAGACAUAAUAUUAUUCUGAAAAUAAGUUCACUAAUUGGAUAUGAAAUCUAUGAUGAUAUACCUAUUAUUUGGAAUAUUAUAAUCAUAUUGGUGUGUAUCUUGACGGGCAUUCACGAGAUAUAAAUCACAAAUAAGUGUUAUAAAUCAAUUUAACAUGAAACACACUAUAUAUUCUGUAGAAAAAAUCUUGUAAUAAUUACUAUGUAAAAGAACAGAAAAAUAUUUUUGUUAGAUGUAUGUAUUUUAAAAUAAAAUAAACUUAAAAAAAAGUUCUAAAAA
Messenger RNA from Lutzomyia longipalpis, 1965 nucleotides. RefSeq names its product odorant receptor coreceptor (gene Orco). The record is from RefSeq and is a predicted model, not a curated record. The transcript is spliced from 6 exons. Gene Ontology annotation, biological process: detection of chemical stimulus involved in sensory perception of smell; sensory perception of smell. Lineage: Eukaryota; Metazoa; Arthropoda; Insecta; Diptera; Psychodidae. Gene Ontology annotation, molecular function: odorant binding; olfactory receptor activity. Gene Ontology annotation, cellular component: plasma membrane. Bases 175 to 1599 code for a protein of 474 amino acids.